UUCCUCUUCCUCCCACUCUCACGAAUCAAUAGGCCACAUCUUCCUCCCCACUUCCGUGGUUACCCGGCCCUGCAGCCAUGGACGGCGUGUACCAAGCGCUGGUCGUGACCGUGGCUGCCUCCGUAGGCAUCUCCUUCCCCUGCCUCCUCGUCGCCUUCCUCUGCCGCCACCGCAAGAACCGCCUCCUCGAGCCGGACCACCGCUGCCCGUCGUCGUCGUCCCUCCCAGUCUCCGCCCCGAUCGGGAUAUCGUCGGAGCUCUCCUCGUCGUGGUCUCUGUACGGAUCGGCCGUCGACUCCUCGCUCAAGAAGCUCUCGCUGGACGACCUCGCUAGGGCCACCGGCGAAUUCUCCCCGGACAACAUCAUCGGCGACGGCAGCUUCGGGUUCGUGUACCGCGCCGUGCUCCCGGACGGCGGGCCCGCGGUGGCCGUGAAGCGCCUCUCCGCGGACCACGCCGCCGGCGCCGGCAACCGCGAGUUCCGCGCCGAGCUGGAGGUGCUCGGCAGCCUCAGCCACCGCAACCUCGCGCGCCUGCUCGGCUACUGCGCCGCCGGGCGCGACCGCCUCCUCGUCUACGAGCUCCUCGAGCGAGGCAGCCUCGACGCCUGGCUGCACGGCGACGCCGCCUCGGCCGGUGGCCUGCUCCCGUGGCCCGCGCGCCUCCGCGUCACCCGCGGCGCAGCGGCCGCGCUCGCCUUCCUGCACCACGACCGCCACCCGCCCGUGCUCCACCGCGACGUCAAGUCCAGCAACGUGCUACUCGACGAGGGGUUCGAGGCCAAGCUCGCCGAUUUCGGCCAUGCGAGGGUCGUCACCGGCGGCCCUGCCGCGUCGCAGCUCAGCACGCAGGCCGCCGGCACAGCGGGGUACAUGGCACCAGAGAUACGUGAAGGCGUGGGAGCAAGCGUGAAAGCAGAUGUGUACAGUUUUGGCAUGCUAAUGAUGGAGACAGUGACCGGUCGACGACCAAGCUGGCCAAUGAAGAACAUUAGAGGUAAGGAAGUAGAACUAUUGAAAUGGGCAAGGGAAAAGGUUGAGGCCGGCAUAUCCUCGGAGAUUGCGGAUCAUCGAAUGGGUUUAGAAGGGGAAAAGGAAACAAAGGAGGUGAAAGCUUUCUUGGACAUCGCACAAAGUUGCACAGAGGAGUCUCCUAAGUAUCGACCGACAAUGAAAGAGGUGGUAGAGAGGCUCAAUAGGCUGUGAAAGUUUCAAAUCAAAUGUUCUCUCUAAUUAAGAUUGAAUGACAACAAGAAAAGCUCAGCGGAUUGACUAUGCCAUGAUCAAUUUGAGUUCCCCUACUGUAACAUAUAGGUCUUAUGCUAGUACUUAGUUUGUUUUACAAAUUGUGCGUAUUUUGUGUAUGAGGAGCUGAUGACAUGUGUGAAAAACACAUAUGUAUUUCGAGUUGUACAAGGAAAAUGGGCGACCAAUAUGUCUUACACC
Messenger RNA from Triticum aestivum (bread wheat), 1445 nucleotides. Its product is annotated as leucine-rich repeat receptor protein kinase MSL1. The transcript is spliced from 2 exons. Lineage: Eukaryota; Viridiplantae; Streptophyta; Magnoliopsida; Poales; Poaceae. Gene Ontology annotation, biological process: protein phosphorylation. Gene Ontology annotation, molecular function: ATP binding; protein kinase activity. Bases 78 to 1205 code for a protein of 375 amino acids. The record is from RefSeq and is a predicted model, not a curated record.